ACCCCCGGGUGGGUGUGAGGUAUGUCCCCUCCAGCAGUUGUCAGCCAGCAAGUACCAGCUCGCCCCCUAAGAGUAGAAUAGGGCGUCUCCGGCCGUGUACGAGCGCCCAGCACCGGGGGUCCCCGCCUGGAUAUGAGGGGACAUCGCAGUGCAGGCUAUUCCUAGUCUCCUCACCCGUCAGUACUGGGCGGGGCCUGAGAGCUCCCCCUCCCGCCGCCGGAGAGAAUCACACCUCAGCUCUCAGUGUCUGCCCUGCGGCCGGAGCUCCGGGUCCCCUGUGCAUGCCCUGCCCGGCUGUGCGGCCUCUUCUCUGCACCCCUGUCCUGUCGGAGCGCUAUUAGGAUGGCACAGCUCGGCGUUACCCUGCUGCUGUCCCUGGCAGUGAUGGGCAUGGCGUGGACGGCUUAUGGACAAGAUGAUGACUGGAAUCUGGAAGAUGCUCUGGAUGACUACGUCCCAACUCAGAAGCCAAAGCCUGCAACAAAACCACCUAAAAUUCCAACUCGCAACACAGAUGUAUUUAUCCCAACUAAGAAGCCACGGGGACCACCUGUUAAGCCACCAAAUAAACCAGGUACUAAAGAUUUUGACUUGGAAGACGCCUUGGAUGACAGAAAUGACCCAAAUAGAGGAGGAGGUUCCACGAUUAACGAUAGCGAUAAACCCAAAGGUGGUAGAGACGCAGAUAUUUCAGACUCUGAUUUGGAAGACAUAGUUGGUGGAGGCUACAAACCAGAUAAAGGAAAAGAUGGGCAUCCUGCAGGUGGCAGAGAAAAUGAUAACUAUGAGAACUCAGGAGCCAUAAAUGAACCUGGAGCCAUUGCAGGGAUUGCAAGCGCUUUGGUGAUGGCACUAGUUGGUGCUGUGUCCAGCUAUAUCUCCUAUCAACAGAAGAAAUUCUGCUUCAGUAUUCAACAAGGACUUAAUGCGGACUAUGUGAAAGGAGAAAAUAUGGAGGCUGUGAUGGCAGAAGAGCCUCAAGUGAAAUAUUCUUCUUUGGAGGCUCAGUCUGCUCCUCCGCCCACAGGAGACCCAUCUAAAGUGUGAACACCGCAGCCAUAGUAGGAUUCUCCACCAGUUAUGGUACCAGCUGCACCUAUGGGGAUCAUUUAUGAAGAAAAAGCUGAAUAGGAAAAGUAAAAUGGCAAAAGACUUUUAUCUCCACUACCAAAAUGACAGAACUUGGAUAUUAUGGGAAACAGGUUUCCUUGUCGCCCUCUUGCAUAAAUACCCCCUCUCUAAUUUCUUGGGGGAUUGUACAUUUAUUUCUUAUUUAUUGGGCAUCCUAGCUCAUCUUAAGCUUAGGGUUUGUAUCCAUUGUAUUGGAUGCUUCCUUUUAAUGCGUUCCAAGUUUACAUUUUAGCUUUUUUAGUUUUUGUUUUUUUUUAUGAAUUUGAUAUUGCUUGCUAAUAUGCAGAACACCCAUUAUUUAAAGGCUAUGAACACCUUCAGAACAAUUUUUUUUUUAACUGUCCCAAUGUACAGCUCCAAUCUGACCAUAUCCAUGAUAACAGGUAAAAAAAAAUAAACUUCAAAGUCCGAUCUUGCAGCCAUCUAUUCCGCACAUUUUGUGAGUUUAUAUUGGAUACGUCAGCAAGAAGGAGUCUGACAUAAUGAUCUGACUACAGAGGUGCUUGUCUGUUACUGUGGAGGCAAAUAGGUUCCAAACUGUUCUUCCCUUUUUUUUUUAAUUUUUUUUUAAUUUUUUUUUUUUACUUCUAUCAGGACUGUUUGCACAGUUGCUUUAUUUUAUUUUGGAGCAAUAUAGAAAAAUACUUUGCACAGGUGGACAUAGCCUUUAAGGUAAAUUUACCUAUGUAGUCAACAAAUCUUAUGACUUUUUACUAUUUUAUUUAUGACUGUAAAUACAAGAACUGUUCAGCUUGAUCACACAUACAAACCUGAUUUUCACUUAUCAUAUGUUAUGUGUUAUGUAUCCAACUUGACGCUCGACUCUUGUAACUCGAGCAUCCAGUUGAUGGAUGCUGUGCAGAAUGAGUAACAAAGAUGUUAGCAGAGUCAUAUCAUCCAUAAUCCUCAUCCUCACCAUCACCACUAAAGGAUAAAAGAUUUAGAGUAUAGAACCAGGGUUUUAAGCUUGCACAAUAUUCAGCUCCAGCAUGGGGAGAAGGCGGCCAUUCUAGACAGUACAAAUGCUAAAGCCACAGUAUCACACCCAGCAAGUUCCAUGCCUAAGCCCCGUUCAUCAGAAAAGGGCUCAUGCACAGAACUCACUAGGCUGGUAUGGUUGCCUCGGCAGCUGUACCUCCCCAGUGUGGCCCUCCUUCCCUGUGCUGUACUGUCUCUACAGAUAGUGCCCCCUGAUUUGUUCUUAAAAUAGUCUACACAAGUGACAUGUUUUUCUAAAUGUAGCUUAGAAUGUGAGGUCAUUACAUGACGGUUCUGUUACAAUAAGAACAAGAUGUCUUCAUCUACCGUAUUUUUCGCCCUAUAGGACGCACCGGCUUAUAAGACGCACCCAAUUUUAAAGGUGCAAAAUCUAGAAGAAAAAAAAAUGAUUCUGAACCCAACAGUGAUCUUCAACCUGCGGACCUCCAGAUGUUGCAAAACUGCAACUCCCAGCAUGCCCAGACAGCCGUUGGCUGUCCGGGCAUGCUGAGAGUUGUAGUUUUGCAACAUCGGGAGGUCCGCAGGUUGAAGACCACUGGAUAGGAGGUAAUACUCACGUGUCCCCGCCGCUCCGGACCAGUCACCGCUGCCCUGGAUUUUGCUCCAUCGCUGUCGCCGCGUCCCCGUGGUGUCCCCUACACUCCGGACGUCUUCUUCCCCGGGAUCCACGCUCUCCGUCGCCGUCAUCACGUUGCCACGCACGCCGCUCCUAUUGGAUGACGGGACGGUGUGCGUGAUGACGUCGAAGGAGAGCGCCGGCCAUGAAGGGGAUCCCGGCAUGGAGCAGAUACCGAGGAGGCAGGUAAGGUCCCUCCCGGUGUCCUGUAAGCUGUUCGGGACGCCGCGAUUUCACUGCGGCGGUCCCGAAUAGCCCGACUGAGCAGCCAGGUUAGUGUCACUUUCCCUUCAGACGUGGCGGUCAGCUCUGAUCGCCGUGUCUGAAGGGUUAAUACAGGGCAUCACCGCGAUCAGUGAUGUCCUGUAUUAGCCGCGGGUCCAGGCCGUUGAUGGCCGCAGGGACCGCCGCAAUAGGUGUGUAUUCGCCGUAUAAGACGCACCAACUUCUCCCCCCCCCCCCCCCAGUUUUGGGGAAGAAAAAGUGGGUCUUAUACGGCGAAAAAUAAGGUAAACACCCCUCUCUUUUCUCAUUCAUAGGCUGUAUAUCCCGUAGCCUCUCCUCAUGUGACACAUGCUCCUACUACAUAGUUAUAGUAAUAGAAAGCAGAGACACUGCAGGCAUAAGAAUAUGAUGUCAGCAGCAGCUUGUUGACUGUUUCCACGUAGCAAUAGGACAACAUUAAUACAGAACACAUUUUGCCAUCUUCAGGUUUUCAAUUAGAAAUGCUAGAUAUUACCUUGACUGUGUGACUUGACGUUCCUAUUGACACAUUUCAUUCUGCAGGCAGGGUCAUUGCCUCCUAAGUUAUGGUUCUAGGUAUAUUCUGCUCUUUGGUGUGUAACCACUCCAUAAGUUUUCAGCAGGCAGGUAAUUUCCGAAUCCACAAUAAUAAAACAAUACAGAUGUCAGUCAUCGGUUUCAUUCCUGUUUUUAAAUGAAGGAUCUUUCUAAAUUUGGUGCCUUGCUGACUUGACUGAAUCAUGUUUAUGAAAUUCAAAUACAGGUAAAUCCUGGCACUUUAAAACCCUUUUUGACUGAAUUUGUCUGCAUUUAUAACAAGUUAUAUGGUUCAAUUUGAAUAAAUGGGUAGAAAAAAAAACUGUAUUGGUGCUUAAGGCUAAAUCUAUGUUUAUCUUGUGCCUGUUCCCAUCAUACGGUGGAGGAACCUUUCUGUGAGCACAGCUACAUGUGAUGCAUAAAAUACAUCUGACAAAUAUUUAAUGUGCAUAUUCACAAGAGAAAGAGCUGCCUCCUGCUCAACUGGAAACCAGCUCACUUACAUCUUUAUAGCCUGUAGUAUCAAUGUUGAAGCUACACCCAGACCAUCUCUAUAGGAAGACAUUAAAUGUUGCAUAAUAGACUAAUGACAUCUGUGACCCAUGUUGCACUUUCAAGGGGGUUGUCCCACAAUUAAGGGGGUAUUCUGGAAUUUAAAAAUAUAAAUCUUCUAUAGCUGGAGACUGCACACAAUUGUGGCAUCGUUUGAUCCCCUGAUCUCCUGUGCAGGACCUGCCUGCUCAGCCAAUCACGGUCUUAGCUAUUUAGUGGGCAGGUUAUGCACAAAAGUCUGCACAUAUAUUCACAAAUAACCAAAAAAAAAAAAUGUUUUUAAUGUUUUUGUAGACAUUGCUGUUAUAUAACUUGUUAUCAUGCCCCCUUGUGUUCAUUUGAUUCGGACUCAGCAUGUCCACCUAAUGUCUCCAGUGCUUAUGGACACACAUGCUCAGUCCCACAGUCUAAUCAUCUUGUACACUAGUGAUAGAAGGUAUUCUGCUGUUGUGCAGACCAGUCAAUACGAAUUAUCUCAAUAGAAGUGGCUUCUCUUCUUCAGCACUAAACACAUUAGAUGGACGUUCUGAAAGGGAAUCGUCAAAAACUUCAGGGGGCAUCAUGGCAGGUGGGUAACGGCAAUAUAAGUUUGCAUGUACAGAAUACAACCUGGAAGAGAUUAAGUAACCACAACAGAAUACACAGGGCAAAGUCUAUGUGGUUGUCACCCAGUGCAUUACUAGACUGUAAUACAGCAAUAUACCAUGCACACUGUCUGAUAUUGUCCAACCCCUCCAAUAAACACAAGGUUUUGAGGUCACUGACUAAGUCUGUUCACAUGUGUAAAAGAAGCUCCAAUUGACUUCAAUGUGUAAUGUUCAAACAGUGCUGUAAAAUGCAGCACCAAAGGAUUACUGUUUAAUGUACCCAUUUACUCUAAUGGUGAAUUGCAAAAACAGCAGCGAUUUUGCAAUUCCCUUAAGUAAAUGGGUGCUGCUUUUUUCGGCAACGUUUGAACAUUCCCCAUUGAAGUCAAUUGAAGCUGAAAACCAUCCUUCUUUUGGAGCUACUUGAAAGCCUCGUUCACAUCACCGCUGUGCUCUGCUAAUGGGAGCUCCGUUGCAAAAAGACAGGGAGAGGAGGAGGGAAAAAAUAUUGUAUGUGCUGUAUUUUUCUCCGCUCAUCUCCCCUAAAAUUACAGACACCUGACAGACCCCAUUCAAAGUCAAUGGGAUACAUCGGGACCUGCCGGUGCUCAUUGUGCUUCGCCCUUUUGAGGGUUCAUUAGGCUCUUUUCUUUUGUGCCUAACUCGCCCAUAACUGGGUGGAUCACAGCGGUGAUGUGAACUUAGCCUAACAGGUGUGCACAUCCCCUUAGGGGGAAGAACUAUUAAAAUGGGUGCAAACAAAAGUGAUAAUCUAGUAACCAAUGGGGUUGAUGCAUUCUUUUUGUAGUGUGUCUGACAUUAGUCUAGUUGCCAGUAUAAUCUGUAUAAGGCUGGGUUCACAUCACAUUUUUCCCCAUACGGGAGCGCAUACGGCAGGGGGGGAGCUAGAAACUUGCGCUCCCUUAUCCCUGCGUAUGCGGUCCUGUAUGUAAUUCAUUUCAAUGAGCCGACCGGAGUGAACCGAUCGGCUCAUUUUUCCCAGUAUGCGGUUUUCUACCGUACCUAAAACCAUAGUCAACCAUGGUUUUAGGUCCGGUAGAAAACCGCAUACAGGGAAAAAUUAGCUGACAGUUUCACUCUGGUUGGCUCAUUGAAAUGAAUUACAUACGGGACCGCAUACGGGAGCGCAAGUUUUUAGCUCCACCCGUUCUGCCGUAUGCGCUCCCAUAUGGGGAAAAAUGUGAUGUGAACCCAGCCUAAUCUGCACUAGUGCGCCUAGCAUGCCCACUUCUGUGUUUAAGAGAAGGAUACUAAAUCAAUACUAUUGUUUACUGAGGAGAAGCUUUGUUGUGACAUUGCUUCUUCAUAGAUAUUUGUACACUGUUUUGAUAGUAGGUCAGUGCUGCACAUAGACUUUGUGAGACUAUGGAGUUAUUUUUUAUGUAGGCAAAAUAUCUGAUCACAAUUUAAUAAAAUGUCUCCCAGCU
Messenger RNA from Hyla sarda, 6113 nucleotides. RefSeq names its product CD99 molecule like 2 (gene CD99L2). The record is from RefSeq and is a predicted model, not a curated record. Lineage: Eukaryota; Metazoa; Chordata; Amphibia; Anura; Hylidae.